Molecule: messenger RNA, 2385 nt
Organism: Rhipicephalus sanguineus (brown dog tick)
Lineage: Eukaryota; Metazoa; Arthropoda; Arachnida; Ixodida; Ixodidae
Gene: Gnpnat
Product: probable glucosamine 6-phosphate N-acetyltransferase
Exons: 6
Coding region: 168-770 (200 amino acids)
Biological process (GO): UDP-N-acetylglucosamine biosynthetic process
Cellular component (GO): endoplasmic reticulum-Golgi intermediate compartment; endoplasmic reticulum; Golgi apparatus
Molecular function (GO): glucosamine 6-phosphate N-acetyltransferase activity; monosaccharide binding
Source: RefSeq, a predicted model, not a curated record
ACCGGUUGUCACGUCGUCUGCAGUAGCGAAAGCGGCGGUGUCAGCUGCUGCAUCUGCUGCCACGCACGUCGAAAGAACCACAUUCCGACGCCACCUCCUGACGUAGCGCUGAGCGAGGCAACGCACGGCCACCACGAACGACGCCAGCUCUACUCAACGGCCUCACCAUGCGCGUAACGAAUGGAGGGGAACCGGAGGACACCCUACUGUUCGACCCGAAGCUCCUGGAAAGCCUGGACACGGUUGAAGGUAUCGCUGUGGAGCUGCCCGCAACCGAGCUUCCACUCAGGGUCCGACCCCUGAGCUCUGGAGACUACGACCGUGGUUUCCUAGAGCUGCUCACCCAGCUAACAGUGGGAGGUGACGUGUCCAGAGAACAGUUCCUUGAUAGGUUCCGGGCGAUGAAGGCAGCACCGGGCACCUACUACGUCACAGUCAUCGAGGACGCUGACCGGGGAGCAGUGGUUGCCUCGGCAACCCUCUUCACAGAGCUCAAGUUCAUCCGUGGACUGGCCACGAGAGGUCACAUAGAGGACGUGGUUGUCUCAAGCGAGUACCGUGGACGCAACCUGGGCAAGCUCCUGAUCCAGACACUGGUACGACUUGGCAAGCGACUUGGCUGUUACCGGCUUACGCUCGACUGCAAGGACACCGUCGUCAAGUUCUAUGCCAACAAUGGAUUUGCCCUCGAGCCUGGCAGUUCCAACAGCAUGAGUCUGCGCUUUGCUGCUGCCCAGUCUCAACAGCCCAGUGACGUUACCGCCCAGUGACUGCAGACUUACUCAUGAUUGGAAAGCAACGACAGAUGGAAAAGAGAAGCAGUGAAAAAAUAUUGUCCUGCUCUGGCUGUAAAUCAUACGCAUGGCCCAAAUGUUUCACAAUUCAUCGCUUCAAUGCCACACUCAUCCUCAACACAAUGUAGUUUAAUGCAUUCCUUUGUUGAAUUUCUGGUUCAUGCUUGUUUUUGUGCUGUACAGUUCACGAUGCAGCAUUAAGGCACUUACUGAAAAGACUGCGUGUGCUUGUUCUGAUAUUGUUUUUUUAGGAUAACACAAAUUAUAUAAUUAAUAUGACAUUUAUGCGCUGGUAAUAAGUGAUGAGAGGCUUUCCCUGCGAAGGAAUUGCUUGCUGCAUCCUUCUCCUCAUCUUAUUUACAAUGCAGCCGUGUGCCUUUCCUCUUUAUGCACAGGCAAUGCUGCGAGUUUCUGGUUCAACCCCUUGACCAGUGAAGAAGUCACUGUAAACAAAACAGCUGAGGUCAUCCUUAUCUAAACAGCUGCUCCACUGCCCACGUGUUAUCAAAUGUGAAAUGUAUUUUGUUGGUUUCAGUAUACAUACAACUGUCUGUGUGGAAAGCUUGUACCUUCAAUUUGCACUCACUGGACAUGGUGUGCCAAAUGUCUCAGUCUCAUGUCUUUGGUUCUUACUGUGCAUUUUAGCACCUUUGUUUCACCUACAGACACGGACAUUUCAGCAGCAUGGGAUGGUUUCUUGAGCUCACCUGUUGAGUGCAUCAGCAUCAGAGGUGAACACUGGUCAUGAAGUUGCACCGGAAACCUGCUGGUCAUGAAGUUCAACUGGAAAGUUGGCAGUUAUGAAAUUGCACCGGAAACUCGGUGGCCAUGAAGCUGCACCAGAAACUUUGCUGGUCGUAAAUCGCACCGGAAACUCGGUGGUCGUAAGUUGCAUCGGAAGCUCGGUGGUCAUGAAGUUGCACCGUAAACUUGCAACGCAUUCGAAUGUAAUCGGUCAAAAAGGAGGAGGAAGUAAACCAGGCAUUCACAGGGAAAGCCUCUCAUUUCCACCUUGUCAUUUAUAUACAUGUGGUUGUUAAACGGUGAACCCUUUGUUUGGCUGCCACUGCCCAUGUUGGCCUGGCUGUACAUCUGGCCUCUAUACCACGACCGUAUAAAAAUAAUAAAAAUAUCUAAUGGCUAUGAGGAAUUGAACAUUGGUCGCCAACGUGGUAAGUCGGCACCUGCUAUUCUGGUUUCCAAGACAGUUGAAAAAGGUGGCACAGACGAUGGUUCAAUAAGUUCCAAGUCUUCCAAAGAGAAGGGUGGAAAGAUUUGCAGUGUGCCUGUGUAGUACUUAAUAACAAUGAGGUAGUUGUGCCUUGAUUUGCUGCUGACAUGCUCGACCAGCUGCAUUUCCCGAGAAUGGCUUGUCUAUAAAGGGCAGCACUGUUUCAUUACAUUCAAUGUCAGUACAGUGGUAAAGAUAACCAAGAAAUAUUGGCAGUGAUUACUACUUGUUGUUAGAGCUUUAUUAGCCUUGUUGUUACCUUUGGGCCAGAUGUUGUUGAACUUCUAGGUAGCUUCUUUCAUACCGGUGUUUUUACAAGUACGCAAAUAAACAAGAACUUCGGCACGUUUUACCACCACA